CAAGAUUGUAUAGAUGGAAAUUCACUGUCACUUCCCCCGAAUCCAAUUCCCUUUUUUUAAUUCCUUCCCAUAAAAUGAAAACUCUCUCUAAUCAAUCACACAGGACUAAAGAUUCGUUCACCCAAUCGACUAACUCAAAUUUCAACUUUAGCCUCUGCUACGCUUCUGCUCAGCGGCGUUUUCCCGAUGCCUCUCCACCAUUACCGUCCACCUCCAAAUCAUGGCGGCAUAACUAGCACGCAGCAGCAGCAAGUUACUCAUCAGCCACCCGCCAUGGACGUUCUCUCCCAAUCGCGUCGCCAGCUCGCUGACUACACCAACUCCUUGCAUCGCGAUGGAUUUCUAGACGACCAGUUUUCUCAGCUUCAGCAACUGCAAGAUGAGAGCAGCCCUGAUUUCGUGAUGGAAGUUGUGUCCCUCUUCUUUGAAGAUUGUCAGAAGCUUGUUACCAACAUGGCCAGAGCUCUCAGCGAACUGCAGGCUGUAGAUUUCAAACAGGUCGAUUCCAGUGUUCAUCAAUUGAAGGGUAGUAGUUCCAGUGUUGGGGCAGCAAGGAUUAAGAAUCUGUGCGUCGCGUUUAAAACUUGUUGCGAUUCACAAAACCGGGAUGGGUGUAUGCGAUGUUUACAAGAAGUGAAUCGUGAGUGUGUUCUGUUGAAGAACAAGCUCCAGACUCUGUUCAGGCUGGAGCAGCAGAUAAUCAGCGCUGGUGGAUCGAUUCCUAUGUAGAGAAGAAGAAGAAGAAGAAGAAGAAGAAGAAGAAGAAGAAGAAGAAGAAGCUGGCUGAAGAGUGAUUGUUGUACAAGGCCUUUUUUGUGUGUGUGAAUGUUAUAAUUACUCUUUGUAGUUGCUGUCCUAGGUUGCCUUGAGCUGAUCUUGGCAAGAUUUAAGAGUGUGAUAAGGUGAAAUAAACGAAGUAUCUUUGUAGCACAUUGCAAAAAGCAUAUAAGAGUUUUGUUUGCUUUUGUGGUGGUGGUCUAGUAAGAACUAAGAACUGUUCUUGUCUUGCUUUAGGCGAGAAAUUUGUCCAUGUCAAUGGCUCCACUGCUGUAUGGGUUUCCGUGUUUGCCUAGUUACUUCUAUCCGCCAAAUUUAUAAGGGACAAGUAAACUAUGAAGAUAUUGU
This is a messenger RNA of Linum tenue, 1125 nucleotides long. The record is from the annotation of a GenBank genome assembly. Lineage: Eukaryota; Viridiplantae; Streptophyta; Magnoliopsida; Malpighiales; Linaceae.